UUGGACUCCCCACUUUUUCCGACCGCUUUCUGUCCCCGCCGUCUCUGCCGCCUGAUAUCUGUUUCUGCUGCAUUAGUGGAGAUUACUUAGAGGUUUGUUGGGUCUUUGCAGUUUGGGCUUUAUUCCCAUUUUGUGUCUUGCAAAUACUGAACUGCGUCGGGUUUGAUCUAGAUAUGCCGUGCCAGCGACUUGUCUCUGCCCUGGCGGCCAGACAGGCCUCUUCCUCUUGUCUGAUCUCUCGGAUAUCAUCUUUGACCACUGCCAAAUCUACUUCCUCCGGUCGCCGUUUUCUGAAGACCGCCUCUCGCACGUCGAAGCCAUCGACAUCCGGCCCUGGCGCAGCAUCCGAUUCCACAACGAUCCCGCCGCCGCACCCCGUCUCGUCCGGUCCUUCCUCCGCGGCCGAAGAUGACCGUCUGCUGCGCGACGUAUUCGACUCUUCUUCGGUCUGGAACUCGUUCUACUCCAGAUUUCCACAGUCGCGCUCAACCGGCCUGUUGAACAAUGCGCGCCUGACGUCGGCUAACUCGCUAGCCGAAUUCGCCGAAUCAACCUUGCUCGCCGCCCAGCGCGUGGCCGCUGCUAUUAUCGCCAUCGACACCGGCAAGCUCACCGACGACGAUUGCAGGCGCGUGGUCAGGCUGUUUGAUCGGCUUUCUGAUAUGCUUUGCCGGGUGAUUGACCUUGCUGAAUUUGUACGCACAGUGCAUCCCGACCAGGCAUAUCUUGCCAACGCCGAGCGCGCGCAUAGCAUAAUGUUAGGCUACAUGAUCCAGCUCAACUCCAGUGUCGAGCUCUUUGGCGUGCUAAGAAAAGUUCUUGAGUCUGAAAACGUCGAGAACGUGCUCUCGCGCGAGGAGAUGAUUGUCGGAAAGCUCCUGCUCGACGACUUCAAUAAAUCCGGCGCCUCGCUCGAUCAGUCGAUCCGCGAGGAAGUCAUCACCGUGCAAAACAACAUCGCUGUCCUCUCGCGUGACUUUAUGAUGGGUCUCAGCCCCGCUCACGAGAGCAUCACCGUUGACAUCAACGACCUCACAGGCCUCGAUCCCACGCUCGUCAACGGCCUUCGCAUCGCGAGCGCUCAGGCAAGCGAAGGCCGCUCGAGUUUCGGCUUUGGCAGGCGCCAGAGAAACGGCAAGCCCUCCGCGCAAGCGUUGGCAAAGGUCAGACAUGUCAAACUGCCAACUACAGGAACCGUCGCGCGCAUGGCUGCUCUCAGCGUCUACUCAUCCAAGAUCCGCGAGCAGCUGUACGUAAACUCGCGCAAAUCCUCCGAUCGACAGAUUCAGAUCCUGGAAACUUUGCUGAUGCAGCGUAUGCGCUUGGCGAACCUCAUGGGCUCGAAAUCGUUUGCGGAGUACCAGCUCAGUGAUAAGAUGGCGCGCACUCCCGAGGCAGUUCACAAAUUUCUAGAAAAUCUUGCCGCGAGAACAAAACCUGCCGCGCAGGGUGAGAUAUCGUUGCUAGAGAAGCUGAAAGCGGCCGACCCUCGAAACCAGGAAGAUCCGGUUUUCAGAGCAUGGGACAGAGAUUACUACCUGUCUCAGUACAUUGACAAGACCCGCCAGCCAAAGAUGCGCUCGUAUGACUUUCUGAGCGCCUAUUUCUCGGUCGGAACGGUGAUGCAGGGUCUCUCUAGACUGUUUACGAAACUCUACGGAAUCCGAUUUGUCCCGCGCGAGACCGACUACGCAUCCGGAGAAACCUGGCAUCCGGAUGUGCGCAAGCUCGAUAUCAUGGCUGAUACCGGGAGUGCGCUCGACGGUAGCGGUGAGCAGCGAGUUGGAAUCAUGUACUGCGAUCUGUUUGCUCGGGAAGGCAAGCCUCGCGCUCCGGCGCACUAUACUGUUCGCUGCUCACGGCAGAUUUACGACGACGAGAAAUUCGACGGUCUCGACGACGGAAUUAAGGACAUCCCGACGCUUACGGAGAGCGACGGAUCAGUCUUCCAACUGCCUACGAUCGGUCUAGUCUGCGACUUUGCCUCUCGAUCCGACGGCCGCGCAAGUUUGUUGUCGUUUGCCGAAGUUGAGACGCUUUUCCACGAGAUGGGUCAUGCGAUGCACUCGAUGCUCGGGCGCACCUCGUUGCACAACAUUUCCGGCACACGAUGCGCGACCGACUUUGUCGAGCUGCCGUCUGUGCUCAUGGAGCAUUUCGCUAGAAACCCCGACGUUCUGGCGUUGUUUGCCCGACACCACGAGACGGACGAGCCGCUGCCGAUGCCGCUGCUUGAAGCACACUUGAAGGAGGUCGCUGGAUUCAAAUACAACGACAGCUACACGCAGAUCGAGAUGUCGCUCCUAGACCUGGCACUCCACACGGUCUCGCCCGAGUCGCUGCACGGAGGUAGACUAGACUCUACCGCGAUCAGCCGUGCUCUUGAGAAGCAGUACUCGCUCUUCCCGCCCGUUGAGGGGACGAGCUGGCAAGGCCAGUUCGGUCAUCUUGUAGGCUACGGCGCGGUCUAUUACUCCUAUCUACUCGACCGCGCAAUGGCGUCGCUAGUAUGGCGCCAGGUCUUCAAGGGCGGAGCAGAUGGCGGCGCUGUUUCGCGCGACGCAGGCGAGAAGUUCAAGAACGAGGUCUUGGCGUGGGGUGCGGGACGCAAUGCGUGGCAAUGCAUUGCAGGUGUGCUGGAGCGGCCCGAACUAGAGGCUGGCGGGGAGAAGGCGAUGGAGAUUGUUGCGAUGGGGGACGAGGACGUUUCCGGCAUGUGGCGGUAGUCUAGUAAAUAGAGCGUUUCAUUAUCGUA
Molecule: messenger RNA, 2755 nt
Organism: Myxozyma melibiosi
Lineage: Eukaryota; Fungi; Ascomycota; Lipomycetes; Lipomycetales; Lipomycetaceae
Product: mitochondrial intermediate peptidase
Exons: 1
Coding region: 174-2726 (850 amino acids)
Biological process (GO): peptide metabolic process
Cellular component (GO): mitochondrion
Molecular function (GO): metalloendopeptidase activity
Source: RefSeq, a predicted model, not a curated record